Molecule: messenger RNA, 2493 nt
Organism: Centropristis striata (black sea bass)
Lineage: Eukaryota; Metazoa; Chordata; Actinopteri; Perciformes; Serranidae
Gene: polm
Product: polymerase (DNA directed), mu
Exons: 11
Coding region: 425-1939 (504 amino acids)
Biological process (GO): double-strand break repair via nonhomologous end joining
Cellular component (GO): nucleus
Molecular function (GO): DNA-directed DNA polymerase activity; DNA binding
Source: RefSeq, a predicted model, not a curated record
UAGACAGUAUAAAGGUAGUACAGUGCUCAGGACGGGGCAGUCUGCGUUCACGUCUCAGUUUCCAGUCGGAACUAUUUUGGUGCCGCACGGCUGCAGCUGCAGCAUCACAGCUGCAUCCGGUUGAACUCUUUCUCAGAAUUUGCAGUUUUUUUUGCGGUUUUUCUUCACUAAACUUCCUCCCAAAAUGACUUGACACCGCAACGUAACUACAGUGUAGAAUUUUAUGAAUUUUUCCAAUGAUAAUUCGUUUUUUAUUUUUAAUUUUUAAGUAAGUUAGCAACAAUAAUUGGCAGGUGUAAACAGAGCUAAUGCCAAAAUUAGCUAAACACAACUAAGUGUUUAGUUUAUUUAAGAAGUCAUGGACUUGACAUUAAUACAGGAGUGAUAACAGGCAGUUUAACUUAAUUUAAGCACAGAGUGAACCAUGGUGCCGUUAAAGAGGAGGAAACUGGUGUCCUCUGCUGCUACUGGGAGGACUGGCACUGACUCUAAUGAUAAAGCACCAACUAAGUUCCCUCUGGUGGUUUUGUUCCUGUUGGAGAGAAAAAUGGGAGCCAGCAGAAGAGCUUUUCUGUCUCAGCUCGGCCGACAGAAAGGCUUCCAGGUUGAGGAGUCUUUCAGUGAGAGCAUCACACAUGUUGUUUCUGAAAACAACUCCGGUGACGAAGUCCAGUCGUGGAUCGACUCGCAGGUCAAAGGUCAAAGACGAACGUCUGCUCACCUGCUGGACGUCAGCUGGUACACAGAGAGCAUGAGGGCGGGACUUCCUGUCCAAAUUCUGGACAGACACAAACUGCAGCAGGUUGAUGCAGCGGAGGUCGCUGUGUUUUCUGUCCCGAGCUUCGCCUGUCAGAGGAGAACCACGCUGGAGAACCACAACGCCGUCCUCACCGACGCUUUGUCUCUGCUGGCUGAAAACGCCGAGCUCAGUGACGAGGAAGGACGAGGCGUGGCGUUCCGACGGGCCGCCGCCGUGCUGAAGGCGCUCCCCGAACCGGUGACGGACACGACGCAGCUCAGAGGACUCCCCUGUCUCGGAGCACAUUCACUCAGAGUCAUCAAGGAAAUUUUGGAGAACGGAGAAUCAAGUGAAGUCGAAUCAACAAAACAGUCUGAGCGGUUUAAAGCUCUGAAGGUUUUAACGGGUAUUUUUGGAGUGGGAGUGAAAACAGCCGAUCGCUGGAUCAGAGACGGGAUCCUGGACCUGCAGCAGCUGCAGGACUCACAACAAACACUCAAUAGAGCUCAGCAGGCAGGUCUGGAGCACUAUGAGGACCUGAACCAGCCGGUCAGCAGGCCGGAGGCCGACAGCAUCGCAUCGAUCGUGGAGGAGGCGGUCCGCUCGGUGCUGCCAGGAGCUCAGGUUUCUCUGAUCGGAGGAUUCAGGAGAGGAAAACAGACGGGCCAUGAUGUGGACUUCCUGAUCACUCACCCCGAGGAGGGCAGAGAGGUGGGCCUGAUGCCCAGAGUGGUCGCCUGGCUGGAAUCACAGGGUUUCUUGUUGUACCAGAAAACCAGCAGAAACUCUUACCUGGAGUCUAAGGACGGUCCUGCUCGGCCGUCCUCCAACAUGGACCGCUUCGAGAGAUGUCUCUCCAUCUUUAAACUGUCUGAGGAGCAGCAGCAUACAGAGAACACAGCUGAACCUUCACAGGUUAAAGACGAAGAACUGGAUCAGAAUAAAUCGUGGCGAGCUGUGAGGGUCGACCUCGUCGUCUCUCCCAUCAGCCAGUUUGCUUUUGCUCUGCUGGGCUGGACCGGAUCCAAGCUUUUUGAGAGAGAGCUGAGACGCUGGGCGGGACACGAGAAGUCCAUGUCUCUGAGCAGCCACGCUCUGUAUGACAACAAGCAGGGUAAAUAUCUGCGAGCGACAUCAGAGGAGGAGAUAUUUGCUCAUCUUGGUCUGGAGUUUAUUCCUCCAUCAGAGAGAAACGCCUGAAUGGACCUGAUGCUCCUACAGGAGGAACAAGCAAGGACCAGGAGAGGGUUUCAACCUGCAGACAGAAGAGACAACGCUGCCUCAGCCCUGAAACACUCCUGCAAGAAGGCUGCACUGGUACAGGAAUAUUAAGUAACAAAUCCAUGAUUUUUAAGGUUCAUUAGACACCAAAACACUGUCAGUUUAUAGUAUAAUGAGAUACAUUUUUACAACUCUGGAAAGUUAUAAGCAAUUGUUUGCAAUCUUUGUCGCAAAAAUUGCAAUUUUAACUGCAUAAAUAAGAAUCAGAAUCCAGUUAAUUAAGGGGGUUUUCACAUGCAUGAAAUUUGCCUCAGUGUCUUACUACAGUAGUUCUCAACCUUUUUGAGUCGCGACCCCCAAUUUAACAUGCAUGUUGUCUCACUGAACAGAAUCUCAAACGCACAGUUCAGAUCAUACAAACUCAAUUGAUACGAGGAAUUUUGGACAAAUAAUGAAGCAGUCAACAACUAAAACAUCUCUCUGUCUGUGCAUUUAUAUAUAUUUUUAUAUUUAAUUGUUACUUUUAACAAAAU